Molecule: messenger RNA, 963 nt
Organism: Paramecium tetraurelia
Lineage: Eukaryota; Ciliophora; Oligohymenophorea; Peniculida; Parameciidae
Exons: 2
Biological process (GO): ubiquitin-dependent protein catabolic process
Molecular function (GO): zinc ion binding; ubiquitin protein ligase activity
Source: RefSeq, a predicted model, not a curated record
AUGUAAAAUGAUGCAAUCGAUUAUCUGAAAAUCUUCACUUCACUAACUAUAUUCAAAGCUUUCUGUUCUGGUGUGCAUCGCUAUAAAGUUAACUAGAUGGCAUCAUCACAUUACGAAACCGAAUCAACUUUGGCUGUUCUGAUGAAAAUUCAGAUGUAAUUCAAUUUUCUACUACUUCAUUCCACAUUGUUUUUUAAACAGUGGGACAAUGUGUCAGAAAUGGGUUAAUUCAACCUCUUCCUAAUGAUGUCAACAAGCCUAUUUGCUAUGACCUUAUUGCUGACAGAUUAUAGAUGGCUUUUGAAAAUAUAUAGAUACGAAAAUCAUAUCCUCAGAGAAGACUACCCAAUAUUUGAAUUCUUGGGAAUACAAAUCUUUAUGAUGUUUGGAUGCGCCUUGCUCAUAACAAUUUAGUGGUUCACAAUUCCAAUUCUUUCGGAUCUAAUGCAUCAGCUUUUAUGCAUUUACAAAAUACCAUAAAUCAUUAAAUGUCACCAAAAUAACUAAAUGCCCAACAUCACCUAUUUCUGCUUUCUCGAAGACUACUGCAUUUUAAUUUUUUUCUCCUACUACAGAGGUUGCCCCAGCAAUAUCUUUAAACUCCAAGAAAACCUGGGAAUUUGCAUAAGCGUAACCGUUUUCAUAUGCAUUCAGCAGUGCAUUCUACUCUAUUAGUUUCACAUCAAACCCUAACUCUACUACAAUAAGUCUUAGGUCAAGGACUUUGCCAAAUAAAUAAGGGAGCAAAACAUUUAUUCAACCUUUGAUGAUUUGGUUAUGAACACCAAUGUUGAAUGCGCAAUUUGUCUUCAGGGCAUCGAAAUAACUAAUUCUUCACAAAUUUAACUUGAUUCUCAGGAUUCAAUAGUUUUGACUCUUUGUUCCCACAAGUUUCACGAAAGUUGUCUGAUAAGUUGGCUCUAAGUCAAAAAGCAAUGUCCAGUGUGCAGACACUAAUUCUGA